Messenger RNA from Cyclocybe aegerita, 612 nucleotides. The record is from the annotation of a GenBank genome assembly. Lineage: Eukaryota; Fungi; Basidiomycota; Agaricomycetes; Agaricales; Hemipholiotaceae.
AUGGACUACUACCUCUUGCCCUACCGCGGAAUCACCGCGUUCUUUCUCAAAUUCCCUUCCAUCAAGGACUUCUUCAACAACUACAGGCCCUAUGUUCGCCACCUUCCCGUGUCGAAGCCUCGUCGGCAGAAGAAGGCCGCUGCCCCAAUCACCUGGAACAAUAACCCGUCUCGCCUCGCCCGCAUCAUGAACAGGGGUACCUUCGUCAUGUCCGAUUGGACCAACGACAGCAACGUCGUUCGUCAGGGAUACAACUCGUACGACGUUCCACAAGGAUCCGUCCUCUUUGGCAACGAUCCUAUCGCGCCACCGGACCCCCGCACCUACGAGCUUGCCUUAUCCCCAGCUCGUUAUGUCCCCAAGAAGUCGCAGAGCGACUCUCUUCUCUAUUUCACCUCCGACGUUCCUCAAGAUUCUCUGCUCUUCCAAGUCGGACCCCCAGGUGGGACGCUCGACAUACCGAUUCGCCCCAAGGCUGGCGAGGGCAAGCCGUCGUUCCUGGACUGGAACAACGUCCGCCGCCUUGCCGCCGCCUUCUACGAGAAGCAAGUUGGCGCACGCAACAAUACACUUGACGUCAGCUGGGAAGGAAACCAGGUCGAUCAAGCCUAA